AUGUCCCAGGCCGCAUCGGCCCUGUGUCCACCGCUGUCUCAGCGCGCUCGACCGGCACAAGCCGUGGUUGGUAUGGCACUUUCCGAUAGGGACGCCGAGAAUGCGACUCGUGAAAUCGACGGGGCGGCGCCGGGCAUGCGACUUCCCGUGAUGCAGACGCAGGCGGACGCCAAUGAAGAAGGUGUUGUGCAAGCCGGUUCCAACACCUGGGGCGACGACGAUAACUCUUUUUCGGGCAAGGGGGAGAGCGGGUGA
Molecule: messenger RNA, 255 nt
Organism: Durotheca rogersii
Lineage: Eukaryota; Fungi; Ascomycota; Sordariomycetes; Xylariales; Xylariaceae
Exons: 3
Coding region: 1-255 (84 amino acids)
Source: RefSeq, a predicted model, not a curated record